Molecule: messenger RNA, 2940 nt
Organism: Striga asiatica
Lineage: Eukaryota; Viridiplantae; Streptophyta; Magnoliopsida; Lamiales; Orobanchaceae
Source: the annotation of a GenBank genome assembly
AUUCAUUAUCAAACAUUCACUGAUUCACAGGGACGCCCCUUUCACAUCGAACUUCUACCGUUGCCAGUAAUGGACCCUAGGCACUCUGCAGACGUGCUCAAGCAUUUGGAGAAGCAGAAGGAGCUUAUAAUGGAUGCAUAUAGGUCAAUGUCUGACGAAUUGCAUAAACUCCAGGUAGAGGAAGAAAUGCUGAUGCGAAAGUAUUAUGAGUUUAUGGCAGCUCAAGGUUUAAUGAACAAGGUAAAAGGUGGUACAGAUUUAACAGAGGAUGGAGAAAGUAGUCGAGCUGGAGCAAUAGUAACCGUUGGCAGGGAUUGAAGGAUUGACUCGAGCCAAUGUACUUCAUCAUUGUACAAACCACAGGCAUCGAUCUUUUUUUUAUUCGUUGAAGUUGUAUAUAUUACUGUCGAUUUUGGUUUUUCGGAAAGAGAAGAAAAGAGGAAGAGAGGAUCAUGAGUAGCCUCAACUUACUUUAAACCUUUGCUUCUCGUGCUAAUUUUGCCUCGAUAAUAAAAAUUAAAAUAAAUGGUUAUUAAGAUAUUUGCUCUCAUAUUCAGGCAUUCCAUCAAUUAAUUUUUUCAAAAUGUAAAGAAAAUGUUGAAUUGAUAAUUAUUACAAAUUGUAUCAAAUAUGAUUCAAAUACCAACUACACAAAAUCAGUAGAAUGGCCUUUUUCUCUCAACAAUGAAGCAAGUCAGAUUUUCUCUACUUAUAGGUAUAAAUUGGUAUCCAUUCUCAAACGAUGAGUUCACUAACAAUAAAAUAAAAUUGUAAUUGUGAAAAAACAACUUGCAAAGAUGAAAGAUACAUUUUGAUCUCAAAACCUUUGAUACAGAUUCAAAUGGCCAAAGAAACUCGAAGGCAUUUUCGUAUCACUCCAAACGACUUCUGUGUUGCACUUGAUAUUCAUCGUUUCUCAUCCCGACUCUGCUUCUAAUGUUUCUUUGGGAAUUUUCUUCUACAUUUACUAACGACAAAACACCAUCACAAUUUAAUAAAUCUAGUAAAAAAUGAAUAAAUCGAUAAAAAAUUACGACCAAACAUAUAAAUUAAUUACUAUAAAUGAAUGUAAAUAUGAGUCACAUUCAUUCAAAAUAGAUGACAAACAUAAAACAGAGCAUUUCUUGAACAUUUUCUUUUAUUAUUUCUUUUGUUUGGUUUUAACUCUGUCAUACGUAUGAUCUUGGCCAUUUUAUGUUAUUUCAAUGAAUAUCCCUUUGCUAAUUAUAAACUUCUUGGCCUUGUUUUGUGGUGAAUAAGAUUUCCAGCAUUCAUUGUGAAGCUGAAUUUGGACAAAAUACUAUAUAUGGAGAUUUUGCCCUUACCUAUCAUUCUGUUUCUCCUCCUCUUCUAUGAGCAUGAAAGGUUCUCAUUGGUUCUCUAUACAAAAAAACACAAAAUAAACAACCAAACUAACACAUGCACACGCGUGAAUAUUCUCCUUCUUCCAUUCCUCUGCAUCAUUCAGAGCCCAAAAACUCUUUAUUAUUUUUCUUUUUGUUUUUUAAAGAAAAAAAGUUAAUCGAAAAUGGUAUCUUAUAACCGAACCAUUAUGAACUAUGCGCUGGCCUGCACGUAAUAUUUUUGGAGGAAAAAUUAGAUGGAGAAUAUUCCGGAAGAAAAUGAGGUGGAGUCUGUGGAAACCGAUGAGGAGUACGAAUUUGAAGCCUCUCAGUUUUACGAUUUCACGAGGCCCGAGUUUGAUUACGAGAUUGAGGAGGCCGAGCGAUGGUUUGAAGCUUCUGGAGAUUAUCCUCCUUCUCCAUUCAUUGUAAAGCUGAACUUGGAGAAAAUACUAUACACGGAGAUUUUGCCGAGCAGCUGUUCAAAAGCAUCACACAAUAACACCAAGUCAAUCAGCAGCAGUUCGAAUGCUAUUUCUAGUGGGAAAAAAGAUUCCAAAGGAAAAAGCCUUAGUCCAUCCUUUAUGGAACCUACGGCUAGUCACUUGGCAAAACAAAAAACGAACCAUACGAAUUCCGCACACGUUUGUACAAGGUUCCAAAAAAUAUCAGCCAGGGUCAGUCAGAAAGGCUCUCAGAGUCCCACUGGUUCUGAUGUUGCAACAACAAAAAGACAAAAGCUUAGUGUUGGCUACUUAAGAAAGGCUGCACAACUGAAGCAUCAAUUCUUGUUGAUGCAUAAAUCAACCAAGGGGGUUACUGUUCCGAAGGAACCUGAGCUGGAAACAAUGCUCAGAGCACAAAGACGAAGGUCUAAAAAUAGUUCUGCAUGUAGCGAAACUGAAAGCAAGAAACAAAGUUUUGGUAGCUUCAAAGCACAUCCACUGAAUAAAAAAAUUCUUGAGCCUCGUUUGUCACAACAACGAAAAAAAAGCCCGCCAACAUUGCCGGAGUUUCAAGUGUUUCACUUGAAGACAAUGGAGAGAGCUAAUCACCAUGCUUCUAAAUUAUCAGAAAAUCCACCCACAGAGCAGUUCUCAAAGCUCUCUUUGGGGCCGGCGUCUCAGCGCUCGUCAGCAAAGGAUCAAAAGAAGGGCGAUUGUGAUAAUUCUUUCCAAGCUGAUUUCUGGAGAUGUAAUGCAAAGCCUAAUCACUGUGGAGAUGAUAUAAAGUUUCAUGAAGCUAAAUGUUGGCCCGACAUGUCAAGAAGCUUGGACAUACGUUGAUCUUACAACGAUCGGAGUUUUUUUCGAACAAUUUGAUCAAUCAAUAACCGUCGAUCGCGUUGCCUCUAAAAUCAUAUCGAAGUGCUAGUGAAUGAUUUGAAACCAUUCACAUUGGAAAUUUAUUUGAUGAUAUUUACUAUGAUGAACUCAGAAGUAAAUAUAAACUGCAGGUUCAUGUAUAGUAAGGUUGAUUUGGUAGCAAGAAUCAUACGAAAUAGUACUUACUAGAAUGGUAUGAAGUGUUUUAGUUCACAUGAUCAUUUUGAGGCAGUUGCCUUUUGAGUUAUAAAUUUAUUAUGCAUUUUUUUUUU